AUGAAUCUGAAUUUCGAAUACAUUGCUGCUCAUAUCAGUGAUUAUAUUCAAAACGAAAACUUUUUUGAUACAUUCGAUAUAGAAGAUAUCAAAACAAUCAUGAAAUAUUUACGAUUGACAGCUGAUCAGUUCAUUACUCUUCUAAAGCAGUCCUCAUCAACUAUUAACGCAAGGAAUUUAUAUUUCUGCACACAAAAAGCAAAUGUUACUAUCCAAAAUUUCGAAGACGUUGUUUCAAUUCUUAAAUCUGUUAAAAAGUACAUGAAAUUCAAUAUAUUUGAUGGAAUCAUUAAUGUUUUCAUUCAAAAAGACAAAGAAAUGAAUGAUUGUACAGAAGAAAUUAAAAAACUUCAAGCAGAAUUAAAAAAAUUUCAAAAUCAAGUACAAAAUGCAACUAAAGAAACCACAGACACUCAAAAUAAUGAAAAUCACAAAGUUUCGAAAGAGUUUUUAACCAAAAUCUCUGAACUUAAGAAAUCCAAAGAUUUUGAUAAUGUUUACAAAUUCUUUGAAGAACUUUCUUCGAAAGGUGAUCGAGAAUUGAUAUCAAAGGCUUGUGAGGAAGGACUUUGGAAAAAGACAAGUUAUAGAAGUUAUAAUGUACUUCAUUAA
Messenger RNA from Trichomonas vaginalis G3, 612 nucleotides. Its product is annotated as protein ubiquitination. Lineage: Eukaryota; Parabasalia; Trichomonadida; Trichomonadidae. The record is from RefSeq and is a predicted model, not a curated record. The transcript has a single exon. Bases 1 to 612 code for a protein of 203 amino acids.